AUGAUAAAUCCUAAACUACUGGUACUGUUCCUGGAUGCUGUAUUAGUUAUGGAAUGUAUUUCGUUUCUGCAUAACGCUUGGAUGUUUACAACUUCAACAACCUCAAAACCAGGCUGUUCAAUUUACAACGAUGAGCAAUUGCAUAUUAUCAUGGAUCGAGUUUGUGAAAUUUGUCAUGAAAUGUAUUCACAUCAAUAUCCUAAUACAAGGGCCGAUUGCAGAUCGGACUGUUUCCGGAGCAAGCAUUUUCAAUCAUGUUUGGAGCAUUUUCGACCUAUGAUUCCGUAUGGUUGA
Molecule: messenger RNA, 294 nt
Organism: Brugia pahangi
Lineage: Eukaryota; Metazoa; Nematoda; Chromadorea; Rhabditida; Onchocercidae
Source: the annotation of a GenBank genome assembly